GUCUCGAGUGUAGCUGAAUUUGGAACAGCUCAAUUGAAUUUCGUACAAACAAUAAAAAUAUAUAAAUUUUCAUUAGACCUAGGCAGUUCAUUACAAAACUUAUUAGCAAAACAGUGGGCUGUAAUGGAGACGUGCAAUGGAGAUGGGUAAUACAAACGGAUGGUAAAAGGAAGGCAGUCGCGCAUGAUGUCAGAACAGAAGGAAGUUCUUACUUGAGCACUUGAAGAAUAAAUAAAUUAGGCGGAACGGCUUACAGUUCAGCGCCCGUAUUGUUUCGAUUCCCGUGCAAGCGCCAAUGACAGCAGUAAAUUGAUUCGCGCUGGCGGUAAAAGUAGGCGCACUCCUCCGAUCCAGUUUCUCGGCGAAAGCAUACAUUUGUGGCGUUUAUUUUAUUAAGGGUUAGCAGAAAUUUUGGUGGCAGUGCUAAUAAUACUUGGAAUAUUGCUUAUACGUUCUUUGUACCAUAUGUGAAUUUAGUGUAGCUUUUGCGUCCUAAAGUAGUAUUAACGUAGACUCACUGAUCCAACCAACCUUCCCCCAGAUGUUCAGAGCAAAAGGC
Molecule: messenger RNA, 559 nt
Organism: Acanthoscelides obtectus
Lineage: Eukaryota; Metazoa; Arthropoda; Insecta; Coleoptera; Chrysomelidae
Source: the annotation of a GenBank genome assembly